Messenger RNA from Lampris incognitus (smalleye Pacific opah), 2540 nucleotides. RefSeq names its product NOC2-like nucleolar associated transcriptional repressor (gene noc2l). Bases 28 to 2313 code for a protein of 761 amino acids. Gene Ontology annotation, cellular component: Noc1p-Noc2p complex; nucleolus; Noc2p-Noc3p complex. The transcript is spliced from 18 exons. Gene Ontology annotation, biological process: negative regulation of transcription by RNA polymerase II; ribosomal large subunit biogenesis. NCBI's taxonomy places the organism in Eukaryota, Metazoa, Chordata, Actinopteri, Lampriformes, Lampridae. The record is from RefSeq and is a predicted model, not a curated record. Gene Ontology annotation, molecular function: histone binding; transcription corepressor activity.
GAGUCACGUUUUCGUUUUGGAUCCAGCAUGGCAGGGAAACAGAAGAGAAAGUUGGAAGAUCUCAGCAUGGAUGAGUUCCUGCUGUCAGGUUUUGACUCUGCAGGUGAAGACGCAUCUGAAGAUGACGCCUCCAAACAGAAUGUACCAAGAAAGAGGAAAGCGAGAUCUGCUGCUCCAGAGAUGAAUGAUGGGAAGAAAGGCCAGGCUUCAGAACACAAGGACCAACUGUCCAGGUUAAAGAGCAAAGACCCGGAGUUCUAUAAGUUCCUGCAAGAUAAUGACCAAACACUCCUGAACUUUGAUGACACAGACACCUCUGAGGAUGAAGAGGAGAGAAAAUAUCACACAUUACCAAGUCAUUUAGAGGAGGCCAGCUCAGGUGAUGAUGAUGCUGAAGAGGAAGGGCAUCAAAAGGAUUCUUCUAAGAAAUCCAAGAAGACAGUGGAUUCAGUCAAGGUCACAGAAAAAAUGAUUGAAGAAUGGAGAGCUGCUAUUAAGGAGGAGCCCACAUCUCGUCUCUUUAGAGAGGUUACCCAAGCUUUCAAGGCUGCUGUGGCCACUACCAAGGGUGAAGGAGGGGAUGUGUGUCGCUACAAAGUUGCAGACAGUUCAGUCUUCAACGCUCUGGUCCUCUUCUGUAUCAAAGACAUACAUAUGGCCUUGCAGAAGCUACUCAACCUUAAGCCAGAGAAAGACCAGAAAAAGCUGGUGCUCCCAUCGUCUAGUCCCAAAUGGCAAAGGAAUCAGGUGGACAUCAGGAUGUACCUGAGUGGAUUGGUUCAGCUGUUAUCCUGCCUGACGGAGGCCACAGUUAUCAGUGCGGUCUUGCGGCAUGUCAACCAGAUGGUACCUUUUUACCUUUCUCUGCCCAAACAGUGUCGGCACCUGAUCAAGCAACUACUGAAACAGUGGAGCACCGGAGAGGAGACGAACCGAGUCCUGGCCUUCCUAGCCCUCAACAAGCUCUGCAGACACAAGCAGGACACAUACCUUAAUACUAUUCUCAAGCAAAUGUACAUCUCGUAUGUGAAAAAUUGCAAGUUCACAUCUCCAAAUGUGCUGCCCAUGAUCAACUUCAUGCAGCAGACUUUGACAGAGAUGUACUCCCUGGACACACAGGUUACCUACCAGCAUGCUUUCAUCUACAUCAGACAGCUGGCUAUCCAUCUUAGGAAUGCAAUGACCAUGAAGAAAAAGGAGACGUACCAGUCUGUGUAUAACUGGCAGUAUAUCCACUGCCUGUGCCUUUGGUGUCGGGUCCUUAGCACACUGCACCCUAGUGACGUACUCCAGCCCCUCAUCUACCCUCUCUGCCAGGUUAUAAUAGGCACCAUCAAGCUGGUCCCUACAUCGCGGUAUUACCCACUGAGGAUCCACUGUUGCAGAGCCCUCACCCUUCUGUCAGGAAGUACCAAGACAUUUGUACCUGUUCUGCCGUUCCUGGUGGAGAUCUUCCAUCAAGUGGACUUCAACAAGAAGCCUGGACGCAUGAGCAAGAAACCCAUCAACUUUGCCAUUGUCCUGAAACUUAACAAGAUCAACCUAAUUGAGAAAGCCUACAAGGAUGGGUUAAUAGACCAGCUGUAUGACCUCAUCUUAGAGUACUUCCACACACAGGCCUGCUCCAUUGGCUUCCCAGAGCUGGCACUGCCCACCAUCCUUCAGCUGAAAGCAUUCCUUAAGGAAUGCAAAGUGGCUAAUUACUGCAAGCCGGUGCGGCAGCUGCUGGACAAGAUACAGGAGAACAGCAACCACAUCACAGGCCGGCGUCAGAGGGCUGCCUUUGGAGUGGCCGAUACAACUGCUGUGGUGGCCUGGGAGAAGCAGAUCCAGGAGGAGGGCACUCCCCUCACCAGGUACUUCAGCCAGUGGAAGAAGCUGAGAGAGAAGGAGCUCCAACUGGAGAUCUCAGGCAAAGAGAGGAUGGAGGACUUGGACCUCCCUGAGAUCAAACGUAGGAAGAUCAAGGAGAAGAAGACAGAGGACAAGAAGGAGUUUAAGGAGCUGUUUGAGUCUGAUGGCAGCUCGGAUGAUGACGGUGCUGGCCUCAAAGUAAAAGGUCAAAAUGGCGGUCAAGGUUCUGAUGAUGAUGAGGAAGAUCUUGAAGACAUUUCUGACAUGAGCGAUGAUGAGGGAGUGGAGGAAGGAGACUCAGAUGGUGGCAACAGUGAGGAGGAGGAAGAUGAUGACGGUGAGGAAGAAAAGCCCUCCAAGGCUCCUAAGCAGCGGUCCACCUCCGCUCUGAGAGAGUUGGCAGAGGGAGACGAGGAUUUGGUUGAGGACCUGGAGCUAUCUGACGCUGAAGAUGACUGAGGCUGUUAUGCUCGCCUACAUUAUGGGAACUGCUGGGUUUAUACUCAUUGUCUUGGUCUCACCAUGCGUGGAAUCUAUAUUGCAAUCUUGUUGGACUCCUUUGUGCUCGCUUGGCUUUCAUUUGAAUUUUGUACCAUUUCAGACAAUAUUGUACAGUUUGAACCUGUCCACGGUAUAAUUUUGUUAAAUGCUAAUAAUGCAAUUGCACAAAAAUUUAAUUUCAUGAC